UAUUUGCUAAGGGAGAGGAGGUCACGCAAGACGGGUGUUUCUCAGUUUUUGCAAGUAUGAUAAUACGAAUCUGCACUACCCUAUUUAGGAGACUGUCAGCAUUAUCAUACACGGCUUGGAGGCCGCACACCCCGCAUAUUACUGGAUGGUUAACUUAUUUGUCAAGCAAGUAUAAAAUAGGCAACGACAGCCUCAAUCCGAAUACUAAACGAGCAAUAUCAUCAGCAAUUCAGGACGCAAAUCCCAGGCCCUCAAUCAGAGACUGUCAGCAUUAUCAUACACGACUUGGAGGCCGCACACCCCCGCAUAUUACUGUUCGUUCAAC
Funneliformis caledonium is the source of this 325-nucleotide messenger RNA. Lineage: Eukaryota; Fungi; Glomeromycota; Glomeromycetes; Glomerales; Glomeraceae. The record is from the annotation of a GenBank genome assembly.